AUGACUGUCGAUCUUUCUCUCUACUUGGUUACGGACUCGACUCCCGCCAUCCUAGGCAAUGGGGAUCUCUGCAAAGUAGUUGAAGAGUCUCUAAAAGGGGGAGUCACGGUCGUUCAAUACAGAGACAAGACCAGCGACACUGGCGUCCUGGUCGAGACUGCCAAGAAACUUCACGCCAUUACACAACGAUACAAUGUCCCUCUGCUUAUAAACGAUCGCGUCGAUGUUGCUCUUGCGUCUGGAGCCGAGGGUGUGCAUCUAGGUCAAGAUGAUAUGGAUAUCGGCACUGCCAAAAAGCUCUUAAAGGAGGAUGCAAUCAUCGGUAUCAGUGCUUCCUCUAUUGAAGAAGCUGUAACGGCCGUAGAAAACGGAGCUGAUUAUCUGGGAAUUGGCACGACAUUUGCAACUCCGACAAAAACAAAUACCAAAUCGAUUAUUGGCACGGCUGGGGUCAAAAAGAUUCUCGAUGCCUUGAGUCAUCUCGAUCGUUCUGUGGGUACUGUUGCCAUUGGAGGCAUCAAUACCCGCAACGUCCAGCGCGUGAUAUAUCAGUCUGCCGCUCCCACAAAACAUCUAGACGGCGUUGCCAUUGUCAGUGCAAUAAUGGCCGCAGAAGACCCAGAGUCUGCAGCCAAAGAACUCAAAGGUCUAAUCACAACACGCCCAACCUUUGCGGUAGAUGUCCUGGCACCACGAAAGAACGAGGAGGAACUCCUCCUGGCACGUAUUCCAGAAGUUGUCCAAAGAGUGGCCAGCACACAUCCUCUUGUUCACAACAUGAUAAACUUCGUGGUCGUAAACUUUGUCGCUAAUAUGGCGCUAGCAGCUGGUAUCUCCCCAAUCAUGUCUCCCUAUGGCGACGAAGCCAAAGAUCUUGCCGUACACAACGGCGCACUGCUCAUUAACAUGGGCACUCUUACGAGCACGAGCAUUCCCGAAUAUCUCAAGGCAUUAACUGCGUACAAUACCAACGGCAACCCCGUCGUCCUCGACCCCGUCGGCGUGGGCGCUACCAAUAUUCGUCGCAAUGCCGUCACGACGCUGUUGGCAGGAGGAUACUUUACGCUGAUAAAGGGGAACGAGCGCGAAAUAAAAGAAGUGUUUCAGCGGUCUGGGGGUGAAAGUCAACGCGGCGUUGACAGUGGUCCUACCACUAUGGAUGAUCAUGCCAAGGCAACGUUGGUCAGAGACUUAGCGCGCAGAGAGCGCAAUAUCGUUCUCCUCACUGGCGCAGUCGACUACCUUAGUGAUGGAAACCGAGUCAUUGCUGUUGAAAAUGGCCAUGAAAUCCUCGGCCGGGCCACCGGAACUGGCUGCGCAAUCGGCACCAUCAGCGGCGCAUAUCUAGUUGCCUAUCCCGAGGAUAAACUGCUUGCCGUGCUGGCCGGACUUGUCAUGUACGAAAUCGCGGCCGAGAAUGCAGUGGCAUCCAAGGACCGGGUGCGCGGGUCUGGAAGCUUUGUGCCGACUUUCCUCGACGAGAUUGAUAUCAUUCGGGGCAAGGCGGAGAAGGGGGACCACUCGUGGUUUGAGAAACGGGCCAAGAUUCGGAUUGUCGAUGUUUGA
Molecule: messenger RNA, 1566 nt
Organism: Talaromyces rugulosus
Lineage: Eukaryota; Fungi; Ascomycota; Eurotiomycetes; Eurotiales; Trichocomaceae
Exons: 7
Coding region: 1-1566 (521 amino acids)
Biological process (GO): thiamine biosynthetic process
Cellular component (GO): cytoplasm
Molecular function (GO): thiamine-phosphate diphosphorylase activity; hydroxyethylthiazole kinase activity; ATP binding
Source: RefSeq, a predicted model, not a curated record